AUGAAGCCGGACAGACGCAGGCGGACCACGGGCUGUCUCCAGAGGGCUUCCCGGGCUACUGCAAAGGAAACGGCACAAGCGCCCAGUCAGCCGCCACCUACACUUAUCCAGAAGCUUCCUGAGCCCAAAGCGGGCAUUGGAAAAACAUUGAGCACUGGUUACUGCCGGCUGUGCCAUGGAAAAUUCUCUUCCCGCAGUCUGCGCCAGGCCUUUGGGAAGGUGGCAGUUACUGGUCGGAGCUCAGAGAAGCAGAAGCGUAUGGACCAGGUGUUCUUUGCGGAUUUCCAGCAGCUGGUUGGCGUAUCUGUUCAAGAGGAUCCCCGGCUGCCCCAGUUUGUGUGCAAAGACUGCCAUGCCCAGUUCUAUAAGUGCCGCACAGUGUUACGCACUUUUAUGCGAAGAGUGAAUAUCUCCCCGACCAUUCCUCACUGCAAAAUGACAGGUGGUAAGGUGCACAAUCCUGACGGUGUUACCACAGGGCCAUGCGCAGAUCUAAUCACCUCAAGCCCUGAGUGCCUGCAUAGUUUGGUAACCUGGACACAUAGCCAUGCAGGUGGAUGCUCAUCUGUGCCCAGCUUGCAGCGAGUGCUUUCCACCCAAUACUGUGGUAUCAUUCGGGCAGUUUGGGGUUGUGGAGAGGGGCAUGAUUACAUCAUGGACACAGACUCUGACCUCCCUCCGGACAUGCAGCAAAAUACAGAAAGCGAAAAUACACCAAGUAGAAAUGGAAUUCUUACAUUCAGCAAAGCUACAGACACUGACCCAUUGGGAUACAUACUGCCGGACAGGAUGGAUACCACCCCAGCGAUAGCUGAUAUUGAAAGUACAGGACUAGAUGAAAGCACUUCUCAAGAGACACAUGAUCCUGCAAAGGAUGAAGGAAGUGAACUGUCAGAUGGUGACUGCCCAAGCAAGGAUGAUGGUGAAGAAAGAGGAGACAUCUUGACUUCAGACGACUCCUUUGAGCCAUAUCCAGAAAAGAGGCCUGCUGUCAGAAAGGCCAGACCUAGAGAAGCUCCGAAGUCACAAGAGCCGAGAGAAAGAAAGAAGCCAGGACCUAAACCAGGCUGGAAGAAGAUUAAGCGAGAGAGAGAGGAGCUGCCCACUAUUUACAAGUGUCCUUACCAAGGCUGCACUGCCGUCUAUAGAGGAGCUGAUGGUAUGAAGAAACAUAUCAAGGAGCAUCAUGAAGAGAUGCGGGAGCGGCCGUGCCCUCAUCCUGGUUGUAACAAGGUGUUUAUGAUAGACCGCUACCUGCAGCGACACAUCAAACUGAUUCACACAGAAGAGAGGAAUUACAUUUGUGACCAGUGUGGACAGGCAUUUAAGCAAAGGAAGCAUUUAUCUGUACAUCAAAUGAGGCACUCAGGAGCUAAACCCUUACAAUGUGAAGUGUGUGGUUUCCAAUGCAGGCAGAGGGCUUCACUAAAAUACCACAUGACCAAGCACAAGGCUGAAGCAGAUCUGGAAUUUGCAUGUGACCAGUGUGGGAAGCGCUUUGAAAAGGCCCAUAACCUCAAUGUUCACAUGUCAAUGGUUCAUCCACUUACCCAGAGUCCCUCAAAGCCCCCAGAUACAGAGCCUGACAACCCCUCAGGAACUAUGGAAGGACAAGCAUUGAAGCCAGAGGCAGCACAACAGCUUCCUAGCUAAAGACUUGUUUGUGUGUGGAAAAUCAUAAGAUGUAGCGCUUGCAAGUUUUUUUUAAUUGUUUUUAAAAUUUUAUGUACAGGAUUUACAUUUUUAUGCAAUGUUCUCAUAGCAAAGUGAGCUCUUCCAAGGGCACCCGACUGAGUUCUUUGGUGGUCCCCUAGCACUGUGAAAAGGGUAGGGCUGGUUCCACACACCAAAACCCUUGCAAUUCUCCUGACUGUGAAUUUAGCUUCCCAUAAUCUUGUGGAAAUCUAAUUUCAACACCAGAAGGUCCAAGUGCUGCAGCCUAAGGGAACGUUCACACGGGCAGAUUUGUGGGUUUCCCGCUGCUUAAUUGAAAGGGGGUGGGCUCUUCUUGGCUGUCCUUCAGCAGCUUUU
This is a messenger RNA of Hyla sarda, 2031 nucleotides long. RefSeq names its product zinc finger protein 276 (gene ZNF276). Lineage: Eukaryota; Metazoa; Chordata; Amphibia; Anura; Hylidae. The record is from RefSeq and is a predicted model, not a curated record. Gene Ontology annotation, cellular component: PcG protein complex; kinetochore; chromosome. The transcript has 11 exons. Gene Ontology annotation, biological process: regulation of transcription by RNA polymerase II. Gene Ontology annotation, molecular function: chromatin insulator sequence binding; DNA-binding transcription factor activity, RNA polymerase II-specific; zinc ion binding. Bases 1 to 1653 code for a protein of 550 amino acids.